UGGAGUGGUUAGUGUUGCUUUUUCGUUUUAGCUAAAAUCGAUGAUUUUCUUUUAAAAAUGGAAUCGAAAUACACCGAUUUAACGAGGUUAUGUCGAACUUGUAAAAUGGAAUCUUCCGAUAUGCGGCCCCUGCAUACGCGAGACACUGACAAUGGCACAGAUAAUCCUAGAGUAGAUGACAUGCUAAUGUUACUCACAAAUAUAAAGGUUGAAGAAUCGGAUAAACUCCCACAUUUAAUAUGCAAUUAUUGCGUGACACAACUAAAAGCGGCCGUUAAUUUUAAACAACUUUGCGAAGCCACAGAUUUAUUUUAUAAAGAUUUAUUAAAUCUCAAUAUUGAGCAUAAAAUCGAAAUAUACGAAGAUAUGAUACUUUCAGAGGAUACAUCAAUAAAACAGGGAGGAGAUAACGAUAAUUUAAAUAAUCGCGACUACAUCCAAGUUCUUGAUGAUGAGAACAUAUUAAUUUUAACCUGUGGGGAAUGUUUAAAAGUUUUCACAACAAUCGAGGGUUUAAAAUGCCAUAAACGUAUACAUUCUAAAGAUCCAUUUAAAUGUAAAUAUUGUGGCAGGGAAUAUUUAAGCUUAAAAAGUUUAAAUCGCCACGAAUUGAUGCACACAAAACGAAAAUUACAUGUUUGUAAAAUAUGUAAUAUAACUAUAUCACGAGAUACUAAUUUAAAGAAACAUUUAAUGGUUCAUUUGAAAGAUAGGCCAUAUCAAUGUGAGGGCUGUACUAAAGGUUUUAAUCGUUCUGAAGAUUUAGAUAUUCAUAAAAAUAAAUGUAAAGGGCAAAAAAUUUACACUUGUAAUAUAUGUGCGAAAGGUUUUAAUCGAGAAGAUAGUUGUAUGGUGCAUGAAAAAAUGCAUGAAGAUCAACAAUACGUUCUUCCAACAUUAGAAAGUUUAGAUAAUAUCCAAGAAUUCUAUUAUGAAGUUGAUCUAAACGACGAAAAUAUUAAUUUAAUUAAUUCAGAGAUUUCUGAUGUUGAUGUUGAAGAAGAAUUCCAACCAGAUAUCGCUUGCGAAGUUUUAUUUACCCCAACAGUUGAUAAAAAUCCUAUCAUAGAUAUUAAAUCAGAAAUUUAUGCCGAAGAAGAUCCCCUGGAAAUCAUGGAAGAAAAAGCUAGGAUUGAAGAAGAAAUGUAUAAUGGAAAUAGUGAUAGCGCUGAAUCUGAAUACUUUCCUUUACGUAUAAAAAAGAAAAAAGGAAGGCCAAGAAAAAAACCGUUAAAAAGAUUAAGAGGUAGACCAAAAAAAUUAAAAUCAAACGAAAAUAAUGAACACACUUGCCCAGAUUGUAAACAAGUUUUCCCAGAAUUAUCACUUUUAGAGGAUCACAUGAUUAAACACGAAUGCACUUAUUGCAAAAAACGAUUCGCGAGAUUUACUCACUUAAGGAGACACAUUUUAACACAUUCAGAAAGUAAACCAUACCCUUGUGCACAAUGUGAAAAAUCAUUCACAAGAUUAGAUCAUCUUCAACAACACAUUAAAGUUCAUGACCCCGAAUAUAGGCAUUCCUGUGAAAGUUGUGGUUUAACAUUUUCAAGGCAAAGUCAACUUUCCAGGCAUAUGGUCACUCAACACAACGCUGAGCCUUCAAUGCAAGACGUGGAAAAAAAAUUUUAUUGCAAUAUUUGUUUGAAAGGAUUCACAACUGAAAAAUAUCGAAACGUUCAUGUGAAAAAUCACGAAGCUGGGAGGCCGUUUCAGUGUAAUAUUUGCAAGAAAACUUUUACUUUAAAAUCGCAUCUUAAUGAACAUAUAAAAUUUCAUAGUGAGAGUUCGAAAAAGUUUUUAUGCUCGGAAUGUGGGCAGAGAUUCAUUCGAAACGAUUAUUUAAUUAUUCAUAUGAGGAGGCAUCGUGGUGAGAAACCUUUUAAAUGUAAAUUUUGUGGAAAGGGAUUUCCUCGGACUACAGAUCUCCAUGUACAUGAAAGAUAUCAUACUGGCGAAAAAACUCAUUUGUGUGGUGUAUGUGGACGCGGUUUCGGAAGAGCUUAUAAUUUAAGGGUUCAUAUGCGAACUCAUACAGGUGAAAAACCUUAUCAAUGUACAUAUUGUCCUGCUGCUUUCGCCCAAGGAAACGAUUUAAAGGCGCACGUUCGAAGACAUACAGGUGAACGAUUUCAGUGUGAUCUUUGUGAGGAAACAUUUCUAAUGGGUUAUUUAUUAACACAACAUAAAAGAUCCGUCCAUGGUUUAAAUAUAGUAGGAAAUGUACGACGAUUAACACCUAUGAAAAAAUAUGAUAUCUCCAGUGAAGAACCAGAAACUGUAAGUUUACCUGAACCGGUUAUACUAUCAGCAGCUUUACGUGGGACUCGAUUGCAAACAGAAGUAAAAAUGGAGUAAUUAUUUGGAAUUCUACCUCAAAGCGAUGUUAAUAAUAAUUAUUUUGUAAGAGUAGAAUUUGUUGUUGAUCUUUAUUAAGAGAAAAAGAAACGUUGA
Onthophagus taurus is the source of this 2454-nucleotide messenger RNA. The record is from RefSeq and is a predicted model, not a curated record. NCBI's taxonomy places the organism in Eukaryota, Metazoa, Arthropoda, Insecta, Coleoptera, Scarabaeidae.